AUGGAUACACGGAAGAAAUACCUUCAUGGAACUCCCCGGCCUCUUCUCUUUGAGGAAUGUUUGGAAAGAACACUAACUAACAACGAUGAAAAUUCUUCCUGCACUUCAGAGGCCACUCACACUUCCAGCCACUUCUCACUGUUCACUGUUGACAUGCAGCUGCCCCGUACAGCAUGUGGCUGGCUUAACGAGGACUCCAUUCAGUUCUUUGGCGAGCCGGCGGCUUGGGAGAGUAUAAAAGCCAGCGCCGCCCGCCCAGCCUCACACAACUCUUCCCUCCAAGAAGAGGCAGCCAGAGCCACUCCAGCUCCGACCCCAGGAGACCGACCUCCUCCAGACUGCAGCCGCCCCAGCCGACAGUCCCAGACGCCACCGCCUGGAGCUUCCAGACACCAACCUCCGCCCAGAGUCCGUGUCCAGGCUCCGGCCGCGCCCCUCGUCGCCUCUGCGCCCCGCUGCUGUGCGUCCUCCCGCCGCGUCCCGACCAUGAUCGCGAGUCCUGUCAGCCUCGCUUUGGUGCUCCUCCUCGCCCUCUGCAGUCGGCCCACUACCGGCCAGGACUGCGGCGCGCAGUGCCAGUGUACCGAGCCGGCGCCGCGCUGCCCGGCUGGUGUGAGCCUGGUGCUGGACGGAUGCGGUUGCUGCCGCGUCUGCGCCAAGCAGCUGGGAGAGCUGUGCACGGAGCGUGACCCCUGCGACCCACACAAGGGCCUCUACUGCGACUUCGGCUCUCCGGCCAACCGCAAGAUUGGCGUGUGCACCGCCAAAGAUGGUGCACCCUGUGUUUUUGGAGGGUCUGUGUACCGCAGCGGUGAGUCGUUCCAAAGCAGCUGCAAAUAUCAAUGCACUUGUCUGGACGGGGCUGUGGGAUGCGUGCCCCUGUGCAGCAUGGACGUCCGCCUGCCAAGCCCUGACUGCCCCUUCCCAAGAAGAGUUAAGCUGCCCGGGAAAUGCUGUGAGGAAUGGGUGUGUGAUGAGCCCAAGGAUCGCACCGUGGUUGGCCCUGCCCUAGCUGCCUACCGACUGGAAGACACAUUUGGCCCAGACCCAACUAUGAUGAGAGCCAACUGCCUGGUCCAGACCACAGAAUGGAGUGCCUGUUCCAAGACCUGUGGGAUGGGCAUCUCCACCCGGGUUACCAAUGACAAUGCCUUCUGCAGACUGGAGAAGCAGAGUCGCCUCUGCAUGGUCAGGCCUUGUGAAGCUGAUCUGGAAGAGAACAUUAAGAAGGGCAAAAAGUGCAUCCGUACCCCUAAAAUCUCCAAGCCUGUCAAGUUCGAACUUUCCGGCUGCAGCAGUGUGAAGACCUACCGGGCUAAGUUCUGUGGCGUGUGCACGGACGGCCGAUGCUGCACACCACACAGAACUACCACCCUGCCCGUGGAAUUCAAAUGUCCCGACGGCGAGAUCAUGAAAAAGAACAUGAUGUUCAUCAAGACGUGUGCCUGCCAUUACAACUGUCCUGGGGACAAUGACAUCUUUGAGUCCCUGUACUACAGGAAGAUGUAUGGAGACAUGGCAUAAAGCCAGGGAGUAAGGGACAUGGACUUGUUAGACUAUAACUUGAACUGAGUUACAUCUCAUCUUUCUGUAAAAAAACAUUACAGUAGCACAUUAAUUUAAAUCUGUGUUUCUAACUGCUGGGGGAGAAAACUUCCCACCAAUAGUGAGAACGUUAUGCCAUUGUCAUACUAAUAGUCUGCCAAUCUCAGACACUGGUUUGAAGACAGUUUAGACUUGACAGUUGGACUUCAUUAGCACACAGCGCCAGAAUGUAUGUAUACUGAGGUGUGUCUCCAGGAACAAUGGAGACACCAGGAGAAAGGCUGGUGCUAUCCGAGGUCAUCUUAAAAGCAGCAAUGUGCCUGCUGUUUGGGGAGGAAAAUUAUAGCAUGCUUGCAGACGGACCUGCUCUAGCAACAGCUGGGCAGUGUAUCCUCCUCCUAGAGGAGGCUGAGUCCAGCUGUUCUUUAACUGAUAACAGCAGAUUCAACUCUGACAUUCUGAUUCGAAUGACGGUGGUCAGGAGUCGGAAUCUUGUCUAUUAGACUGGACAGCUUGUGGCAAGUGAAUUUGCCUGUAACAAGCCAGAUUUUUUUAUUGAUAUUGUAAAUAUUGUGGAUAUAUAUAUAUAUAUUUGUACAGUUAUCUAAGUUAAUUUAAAAUUGUCUGUGCCUAUUUUUGUUUUAAAUGCUUUUGGUAUUUUAAACUGAUAGCCUCAAAUUCUGAACACCAUAGUUAAGACAUAAAGAUUGUCUGUGAUUCAAAACCAAGGAGAUAUUGAAGUGGAAAUGGCAGCCUGAGUGAUGGAGGUUUGCUGACGGUGAAGCAACACCUUGCAGGUCAGAUUUCUGGUGGGAAAUAUGGUAACCUCACUGUCCGUGAACAAAUGGCCGUUAUUAAGAAAUGGCUGGCUCGAGGGAGCUGGUCAGAUUCCCAUGUGGAAGUGUUUGCUUCAGCUUUGACUAUGACUGUUUUUUGGGCAGUUUAUUUGUUGAGAGUGUGACCAAAAGUUACAUGUUUGCACCUUUCUAGUUGAAAAUAAAGUAUAUAUUUUUUUA
Microtus ochrogaster (prairie vole) is the source of this 2561-nucleotide messenger RNA. RefSeq names its product cellular communication network factor 2 (gene Ccn2). Gene Ontology annotation, molecular function: heparin binding; integrin binding. The record is from RefSeq and is a predicted model, not a curated record. Gene Ontology annotation, cellular component: extracellular region; extracellular matrix. Lineage: Eukaryota; Metazoa; Chordata; Mammalia; Rodentia; Cricetidae. Gene Ontology annotation, biological process: positive regulation of cell differentiation; cell adhesion; signal transduction.